AAACAGAAACGGUUGGAGAAGAGGUGCGAUGCAGGUGAUCAUGAUCUAUAUCAAAUGGAGUUGGCGUGUUCCUUGAAGAAGUGCUUAAAGGUGGAGAAAGCAGAGUUAACAGAGGAAGUUACAAAGCUUUUCAUUCGUUCGUUCUUGGUUCAUUCAUUUUCAUUCGGCACCAAAAGAGAUCAAGUUCUAGAAUCAACGCAACUGCGACUGCGAGACUUACGCUCUAAUUCUCUGCUUCCGUCCAACUAAACAGGGUAGCUGAGUGAUCUGGUGUUGAUUGCUUCAGUUUUACUGACGAACAUGCGGAAUUGAAUACUUGAAUUCACUCUACAAAUUACCUAGUACUUGUCCGGCAGAUAAAAUUCAAGAUCAGUUAGAAUCCACACAUGGAGGUCCGUUACAAUAACAUGAGCUAUCCCUACAGCACAGCAGGAAGCUUUAUUGAAUAUGUUGAAGGUCUUACAUACGAACAUGUUAACUUCAUUUUUUCUGGUGCCUCACAUGCUCAGGAGAGUUCAUACCCUUCAAGUUCGACUACAAGCUUUGACAAAUCUGGGCUGUCUGAACCAGGCAGUACCUCGUACUAUCAGGAUAGUAAUGGUUACGAGGUGAAUUAUCAUGAGCAAUUGAUGGAUGAGUAUAGAAGGCACUCGGAAAACUCUGCAACAAUCAAUGAACAGAUGGCAACAAUACGUAUAGAAAGGGAAGAAGGAGUAAACAAUGUGUCACUAGACAGUUCUACUGAAUGUCCGAGAAGGCAUCAUAAUGAUUUCAAUGACUAUGAGGUCAGUUGGGAAGACAAUAUUGAUCCUGACAACAUGACCUAUGAGGAACUACUUGAAUUAAGUGAGACGGUUGGAACUGAGUGUCGUGGUCUCACACAAGAACAAAUUUCAUCGAUUCCAGUAUCGAAGUACAAGUGUGGCCGCUUUUUCUUCUUUAGGAAGAAGUCACGGGAGGAGAGAUGCGUGAUUUGUCAGAUGGAAUAUAGAAGAGGGGAGAAGAGGAUGACUUUACCAUGCAAACAUGCCUAUCAUGCUAGCUGUGGGAACAAAUGGCUUAGCAUCAAUAAGGCUUGCCCUAUGUGUUACAGAGAGGUGAUCGUGGACGUGUCAAAACACAAAUAAUCACCUUUCAGCGAAUAGAAGUACCCUACCUGUACAUGAUUCGGUUUUUCCCUAUGCCUAAAUAUCUCCUUCUUCUUCUUUUUUAUCAGCUAUUAAAUAAUGUAUUAUAUAGGUAUAAGGGUUACCCUUUCUCAUUUACAAAAAUGAAAAAUGAUCAAUCUUUCUUAGUACAACCUACCAAAAAAGUGUGGUUUAUUAAUAUUUAAGUGUAUUUAUACUAAUUAUUUCAAAACCACCUUACUAACAU
Molecule: messenger RNA, 1374 nt
Organism: Vigna radiata var. radiata (mung bean)
Lineage: Eukaryota; Viridiplantae; Streptophyta; Magnoliopsida; Fabales; Fabaceae
Product: E3 ubiquitin ligase BIG BROTHER
Exons: 10
Coding region: 387-1127 (246 amino acids)
Biological process (GO): negative regulation of organ growth; protein ubiquitination
Molecular function (GO): ubiquitin conjugating enzyme binding; ubiquitin-protein transferase activity
Source: RefSeq, a predicted model, not a curated record